GUCAGUCCAGUUUUUUUUUUAACUUCUAAUAGUGUACAGUUUAAUAUGAUUUGUGUAUUUUUAGUUCUAUUAAUAAUAUUUUACAUGAUCUGUGAUGUUAAUUACUUUGUGCGGACUUUCUUUACGGUUUUCACAAGCAGAAUGUUUCGGAAUAAAAAAUAUCCCACACUCAGUGACGUCACAACGGUGUACGGGAUGUGUACAUUACAAGACUGCGACAUUUGGUUUAAGAAUUUACGCCUAGCGAAACUUGUACGACAACUGGAUUUUGCACGUUACCAUUUUUACGUACAAACGGGUAUUUAUCAACGCAGUUGUAUGCUGGAUAUACAUUCGCUUCAGGGAUCUACAUUGACAGUUACAUUGUCGCCUAUACCAUUGUUCGCAAUUUAUAAAAUCAACACUAAGUUGGUAUAUUGGGAUGAUCGUUCCUUGUUUUUCGAACACGAAGUAGUGACUAUACGUGAUAAUGAAGUGCGUUCUCUUCUUGUAUCCCGUCAGUUCGCGAUAAGAAAAACAGAUGCUUCCGCUACCAAACUACUAUUGAAAGACUUGCCAGGAUCGCACAGCAAACCCAUCUGUCCAGAGUAUAUUAAGAGCUGGUUAAACAGCAUGGAAAUAAAUAGCGCUAAAUUAAGGAAUACCAUCUAAAGAUACAAUUAAGUGUAUAUUUAAAUUGUAAUUAAAUCAACGUGUGAUGUCAUGAUAUUUAUUGGAUUGAUUUGAAUGUUUUAUUUUGUGACUUUUGUGCGGAUCAUUAUUUAAAUUGCCACUCUUUAGUAUGAGUACGUUAUUUCUUAAGAGUAUCCUUUUUUUUCAGAGGGGAAUGCUUUAUGCA
Messenger RNA from Papilio xuthus (Asian swallowtail), 838 nucleotides. RefSeq names its product protein THEM6-like. NCBI's taxonomy places the organism in Eukaryota, Metazoa, Arthropoda, Insecta, Lepidoptera, Papilionidae. The record is from RefSeq and is a predicted model, not a curated record. The transcript is spliced from 3 exons. Bases 46 to 651 code for a protein of 201 amino acids.